Messenger RNA from Neltuma alba, 559 nucleotides. RefSeq lists its product as uncharacterized. Bases 123 to 371 code for a protein of 82 amino acids. The record is from RefSeq and is a predicted model, not a curated record. Lineage: Eukaryota; Viridiplantae; Streptophyta; Magnoliopsida; Fabales; Fabaceae. The transcript has 2 exons.
GACGGGGAGGUGUCUAGUGGUUUCCGGGAUAGGCUGAGGCGAUAAAGCAAGCGGGAACAAACCAGGGAGUCGAAAUCCGAUAGGCUUGGAGUUGACUUCGAAGCUCAUCAGGGUGCUUUGGCAUGGGAAACAAACCAGCAAAACAAGAAACAGAUGAUGUGAUAUUAUUGAAGAUUGCCCCUCCUUUGGACCGGGCGUAUGUAAAAUGGCUUGCCAGAGAUGUUGCUAGAAUUCACGGCUUUACUCCUAAACGUGUUCCUGCUGUGAAGCCUCCAGAUCAUUACGUUGAAUACAUGCAGAUGAAUGGAUGGUUGGAUGUGAGUUUAGAUGAUCCUGAUCUUGCCCAUUUAUUCAAGAAGAGCGACUCCUAAUCGGCUAACUGAUAAAACUGAUAAAAACACCGAAAAGGGAACAAAGACAGCAAAGUUGUGUCAUGCAGACGGAUUUGGAUCCUCUCCUCAUCCUUUUUCUCCUUUUUCCCAUGUAGGCUACUCGCUGGGAAUUAAUGCUCCAUUAAGAUUUCCAACACUGUAUAGCAAGUCAGGCGGCACAAGUGCAA